Messenger RNA from Thelazia callipaeda (thelaziosis nematode), 474 nucleotides. The record is from the annotation of a GenBank genome assembly. Lineage: Eukaryota; Metazoa; Nematoda; Chromadorea; Rhabditida; Thelaziidae.
AUGACUGCAAGACUGCGCCCUCUACUGAUUUCCUCACUGAAACGAUUUGCAUGCAGAAGGGGUUUGAUAUCCGUGACUACUACUAAAGUACCUCAGAACAGUUUACUGCGCAAAUAUGACUUGUGGCAAACUAGUAAUGUUGAAGGUUUAAUAGGAUAUAAAGAACGUCACUAUGUGUGGUACAGUUUUGAGUGGAUUCCACUGAAUACUCAAAUUUUGGGAUUUAUUUGUCUUGUUGUGCUGUAUACUAUAUACGGCCUGAACAAAGUGGAAAUAAUGUCAGACAGAAGUUGGAUGGGUGGUAACAGGGCAUUUGUGUGGUAUGCAAUCGAAAGUCGUCCUGGUUACGAAUAUGCCUUUGUAUGGAAGCCGAUUCCGGAGCCGGAGCCAUCAGAACUGAUGCUCAUGAGGACUCUGCAGCGAGAGAUGUGGGAAGCAGCCUUGAAACGUAAUACUUGGUUUCAAGCUCAUUAA